AGAGGGAUCGAGUUUCAAGGAGAAGCAACAGAAGGAAAAGAAGGGACUGCCGGGCCGGUCAUAACUGGAACACUCUUUUCAUUGGCAGUGGUGCCGUUGUGGACCUCAUGUCAGAGAAAUACAAUAGGUCGAAACAGGAGAUUUUGAACUCAGAAGGAAAGCAAAGCGUAGCUGUUAAUCUAGCACUUGGAGAAACACAGAUAGUAGAUGAAACCAAAAGAUUUCUUGAAGAUAGUGGUAUCUCACUUGAUGCAUUCACAACAUCCAACAUCAAGAGAUCAAACACAGUCAUCCUUGUGAAGAAUCUUCCUGCAAAGACCACUGCCCAGGAACUGUCACAGCUGUUCUGUAGAUAUGGAGAGCUUGGAAGGGUUGUGCUACCUCCAGCAGGUGUUACAGGCGUUGUAGAAUACUUAGAUCCAAGUGAGGCAAGGAAGGGCUUCAAAAACCUUGCCUACUCCAAGUUCAAGUACUUGCCGCUGUAUUUGGAAUGGGCGCCCCUGAAUGUGUUCAGGUCAGAGUUCAGUGGCAAUCUCCAUCAAACCUGGUAGUGAAGACACAACUUUACAG
This is a messenger RNA of Penaeus vannamei (Pacific white shrimp), 570 nucleotides long. NCBI's taxonomy places the organism in Eukaryota, Metazoa, Arthropoda, Malacostraca, Decapoda, Penaeidae. The record is from RefSeq and is a predicted model, not a curated record.